AUGGCGUCCGCUACUUCAGACCUGCCCUACAAGAUGCAUGUCACCCCGGACAACACCGGGCUCUGGCGCAUCAAGCAGACUGAGGAGGCGGCUCGGAAGGUGUCUGAGUUGUUGCAGGUUGAUAUGGAGAAACACCAUGUAUUCUUCAACGAUGACGGGUUCCACAACCAUAUCCCCCACCACAUCCUCGCCCUCUACGGCACCGGCGCGUCCCCUUCCGCCCUACAGGCCGCCUACGACGACAACACCAGUUACCAACGGCCUGUCCUACCCCCUCACACCUCAUCCACCACCACUACGGCUACUCCCACCGCACCCCCCACCUUCCACCCCUGGCCCUCCGCCGCAGCCCCCUACCUCAGCAACGGCACCUACUACCCCGACUUCCUGCGCUUCUUCCAGUCCGAGAUCCGGUCCCACAACAACAGCUGGCAAGCGGUAGUAUCCAAGUAUCUCUUCUCCCCGGACAAAACCGGCGACGAGUUGUACACCCGGCUGUUUGCUGGGCUCCUGCACCCACUCAUCCAGCUGAUGUAUGGCGUGGAAUGGUCCCAGGAGGCGGUUGUUGCUGAGGGGCUGGCGCAGGCGGCUGUGCAUGAGGGGAAGGUUAUUGGGGAGGGGUAUUUGCUGCCUGCUGAGAGGUUGGCUGCUGCUUUUGUUGCUGCUUCUGCUUCGUCUUCGACGUCUACUACUCCAUCUUCCAAGGAUAAGGGGGAGAGCAUCGUGGAUCUGCUGGAGGCGGUACGCGCAGACAAGGAGUUGGUCGGGUCGGUCCGGAACGAGGACGGGAAUAAGAUACGCGACGGGGUGCUGGCGCGGGCGCGGGAGAGGAUGCUGGCUAUUGCGGCGCGCGUGAGGGUUGUGCCGGAGGAAGGGGAGGUUCGAAAGAGGACGGCGGAGAUGUUUGAUGCGGCCGUGUUGGUCGCGGGUGCGGCUGCGUUGGUUAAGGAGGGGGAGAAACAGCCCAAGUUUGACUUUUUCUUGAUGCACCACGUCAACGCGAGCCCCUUCUUUGUCACGCUCGUCCAGCAAGACUGGAUCCCCGUCGAGGCCAAGGCGCGACUGCUGGAGUGGAAGAUCCGCAUGGAUCUGCUGCAGUAUGUAGCCCGGGGAUCUCCUGAGCUGUCACUUGAGAAACUAGUCAACUAUACGCCGCGGAAGCCUGAUGUGGGGGGUUCACUGGAGGAAAUCGUUCGCCGCUUACAUACCGUCCACGACGACGGACACGCCAUCAAGCUCGGCCGGGCGGCUGUCAUCUGCCGCGAGCUUUGUAAGCCAUACGAGACAGAGGCUGACUGGCUCAAGGUCAAGGGGGACGACGUCUGGGAAAAGGUGUGCCAUUUGAUUGUCGACUCUGUUGAGGCGCCGGGCCCGCGCUGGGUGCGUAGUUGCGGGUUCGACGAGGCGUGGAAGGAGGUUCCGAAUUUGUGA
This is a messenger RNA of Dichotomopilus funicola, 1431 nucleotides long. RefSeq lists its product as uncharacterized. The coding region runs from base 1 to 1431 and encodes 476 amino acids. Lineage: Eukaryota; Fungi; Ascomycota; Sordariomycetes; Sordariales; Chaetomiaceae. The record is from RefSeq and is a predicted model, not a curated record. Gene Ontology annotation, molecular function: oxidoreductase activity. The transcript has 6 exons.